Molecule: messenger RNA, 4627 nt
Organism: Biomphalaria glabrata
Lineage: Eukaryota; Metazoa; Mollusca; Gastropoda; Planorbidae
Product: cell adhesion molecule 2-like
Exons: 5
Coding region: 221-1096 (291 amino acids)
Source: RefSeq, a predicted model, not a curated record
ACAUUUAGUAUUUAGUCAUGCUGAAGGUUUAAUAAAACCAGUGAGCUGAGCUGCACUGGCAUACAUGUGAGUAGUGACUUCUGAAAUUGGAACAAGUUUCUUUAUCAUUUUGAUCAAACAUUUUUUAAUACAUACAGAGUAUCUUUUAAGUUCUGGAGCCUGAAUCUCUAUAACUACAUUUGUUGUUUUGUUUUACCAAAAGUUCGACAGAAAAAAAAAGAUGUUCCUGCUAUUGAUGUUAAUAGCUGCCUUGCCAGUUUGUGUAACCCCGAUGGAAGUGAGAUCGUCUGUGACAGUGGACAACAUCAAAGGACAAAACGCUCUACUUUUCUGUACCUGGACUGCACAAGUCUCUGAGACCCCUGAUAAACUUUUUGUGCUAUCAAGUAAACAAGCCUACCUGCUGCAGUGUGACGUGGAAAAUUCCCCCUACAAUUGCACCACAGGCAAAUUAUUAAGAACUAAAUAUAGCCUACUUAAUUCGGCUCAAGGACUAGUUUCAUUUUCAAUUUCCAACCUAAGUUGCUCAGACGAAGGUAUUUAUACUUGCCAGCUAUUGCAGUCAUCAACGUUACAUCAAAACUCAUCCAAGUCUGUCUUAAACAUAAAAGCCUAUCCGUCAGCUCCAUCCCUAAGCAAUGUCCAGACAAAUGUCCAAGAAGAUUCCAACAUCUCUGCAACAUGUACAGCUGGUGUGGGCUAUCCCAAUAGAGGACAGCUCAUUUGGAAAUCUUACCAGAAUGGAAAGCCUGUUGAUUUGACUUCAGAGCUCUAUAGCACUUCUUUGAAUGUCAUUCAGCCAGGAGAUGACAGCUGUCCAGUGACCACAGAGAGCACAGUGACACUGAAAGCCAACAUAAAACAUCAAAAUAUAACAUUGGCUUGUUUUGUGGUCAAUCCAGACAUCCAGCCUACAGCCCCAGAUAACUGUAUACCAUCGACCAAUUUAUGUAGUGAGACCAAACAAGUCAAUGUCUAUCGUGUGAAACAACCAGAUCCAGUGGUAGGCAGUGGACCAAACGUUGUCUGCGCCUUUGAGAAGCCAACAAUCUUUGCGCUCAGUUUGAUUGUCUUAUUAAGGAAGAAAAUCUUUUGAAAUCAAAAUAUCUUUGUCAUUCUUACUAAUGAAACGAUCACUUUUUAAAGUACUUAAUUUUUUUUUUCGAAUUCAUAUCAGCACAUCAUUGUAAAAGAUGUUACGAAGUGCUCGGGUUUUCUUCUGUUAAAAAUGUUUUUUGUUGGCUACAUUGUUAUGUCUGUUCGUUUAUUGUAGUGCAUAUAUAAUGAGUAACCGUUAUAAGCAGUUAAAAAACUAGGACAUUGACAUUUUGGAUAGAGCUAAAACCAUUCGCUUGUAUGGAGUUAAAUUUUCAGAAUAAAAUCGAAAGCUAAUAGAAAAUUUACAUAAAGUCAAUCAGGACUCUGACAACCGUCUGGUGAAAUAUUCACCUAUUUUCCGCUCAAUACCAGAUCUAGAUAAAAUAAAUUACAGUUGUUUUUUUUUGCUGAUCGCAGUUUAACUCUGAUGGAAUCAACGUUGGUAUCGUCAGUUAGGAGAGAAAGAGUUAAUACAUAUUUUCAGCUCAGGAGGCCUUAGCAUUGCUCGGGGCCCUGGGCAUGUGUCAUAUAAAGGAUAUGAAUAUUUGAUUGAUGGUGUGAAUACAGAUUGGUGCGAAUACAAAUAGGGGCGAAUAUAGAAUUGUGCGUAUGUAGAAUGGUGCGAAACUGUAUCAUUAACUGUGUAUUGAAUGAAGUCAAAAACUUAAGUUAAAAAAAAAUAAAUAAAAAAUAUUUCCAAAAUAAAAAAAAAGACUUGCUAGCUAGGUUGGUGCAAUGUCUUACUAUUAAAGCGCACAUCAAUCCCUAGUCUGCUUUUCUUUUUAUUUUUCAUUGGAGUGCUCGUUGGCUGAGUGGUUACGCGCUUGGCUUCUGAACCUGACGUCCCGGGUUAGAAUCUCGGUGAAAACUAGGAUUUUGAAUUUCGGGACUUUUAGGGCGCCCCCUGAGUCCACCCAGCUCUAAUGGGUACCUGACUUUAGCAAAAGGAGCUGAUCGUUGUGCUGGCCACAUGACACCCUGCUUGUUUACCGUUGGACAAAGAAACAAACAUCGUCUGCCCUAUGGAUCGCAAGGUCUGAAAAGGGAACUUAACUUUUUUUAAAUUAAUUAAUUUUUCAAUGGCAAAUAAAAUACUUUUGAAUACAUAUUCGGAAUUGAUGUUUCCAAAAUAAAUAUACAUGUAUAUCUUUUUUUUUUAAUUUAUCUAUGGUGUAAAGAAUAAUACAAUGUAAUAUUGGGAUUAAAUACAAAAUGUGUACCAAAUAGAGACAAAAUUUUUUGUUUCGAUGUCUUUUUGUUUCGAUGUCUUUUUGUUUCGAUGUCUUUUUGUUUCGAUGUCUUUUUGUUUCAUUGUCUUUUUGUUUCAUUGUCUUUUUGUUUCGAUGUCUUUUUGUUUCAAUGUCUUUUUGUUUCGAUGUCUUUUUGUUUCGAUGUCUUUUUGUUUCAUUGUCUUUUUGUUUCAUUGUCUUUUUGUUUCGAUGUCUUUUUGUUUCGAUGUCUUUUUGUUUCAUUGUCUUUUUGUUUCGAUGUCUUUUUGUUUCAUUGUCUUUUUGUUUCGAUGUCUUUUUGUUUCGAUGUCUUUUUGUUUCAUUGUCUUUUUGUUUCGAUGUCUUUUUGUUUCAUUGUCUUUUUGUUUCGAUGUCUUUUUGUUUCAUUGUCUUUUUGUUUCGAUGUCUUUUUGUUUCGAUGUCUUUUUGUUUCAUUGUCUUUUUGUUUCGAUGUCUUUUUGUUUCGAUGUCUUUUUGUUUCAUUGUCUUUUUGUUUCAUUGUCUUUUUGUUUCGAUGUCUUUUUGUUUCAUUGUCUUUUUGUUUUGAUGUCUUUUUGUUUCAAUGUCUUUUUGUUUCGAUGUCUUUUUGUUUCGAUGUCUUUUUGUUUCGAUGUCUUUUUGUUUCGAUGUCUUUUUGUUUCAUUGUCUUUUUGUUUCGAUGUCUUUUUGUUUCGAUGUCUUUUUGUUUCAUUGUCUUUUUGUUUCGAUGUCUUUUUGUUUCAUUGUCUUUUUGUUUCAUUGUCUUUUUGUUUCAUUGUCUUUUUGUUUCGAUGUCUUUUUGUUUCGAUGUCUUUUUGUUUCGAUGUCUUUUUGUUUCGAUGUCUUUUUGUUUCGAUGUCUUUUUGUUUCGAUGUCUUUUUGUUUUGAUGUCUUUUUGUUUCGAUGUCUUUUUGUUUUGAUGUCUUUUUGUUUUGAUGUCUCUUUGUUUCGAUGUCUUUUUGUUUCGGAUGUCUUUUUGUUUUGAUGUCUUUUUGUUUUGAUGUCUUUUUGUUUUGAUGUCUCUUUGUUUCGAUGUCUUUUUGUUUCGGAUGUCUUUUUGUUUUGAUGUCUUUUUGUUUCGAUGUCUUUUUGUUUCGAUGUCUUUUUGUUUCGAUGUCUUUUUGUUUUGAUGUCUUUUUGUUUCGAUGUCUUUUUGUUUCGUUGUCUUUUUGUUUUGAUGUCUUUUUGUUUCGUUGUCUUUUUGUUUCAUUGUGUUUUUGUUUCGAUGUCUUUUUGUUUCGAUGUCUUUUUGUUUCGAUGUCUUUUUGUUUCGGAUGUCUUUUUGUUUUGAUGUCUUUAUUUCGAUGUCUUUUUGUUUUCAUGUCUUUUUGUUUCAAUAUCUUUUUGUUUUGAUGUCUUUUUGUUUCAAUGUCUUUUUGUUUCGAUGUCUUUUUGUUUUGAUGUCUUUUUGUUUCGUUGUCUUUUUGUUUUGUUGUCUUUUUGUUUCGAUGUCUUUUUGUUUCGAUGUCUUUUUGUUUCGAUGUCUUUUUGUUUCGAUGUCUUUUUGUUUCGAUGUCUUUUUGUUUCGAUGUCUUUUUGUUUCGAUGUCUUUUUGUUUCGAUGUCUUUUUGUUUUAUUGUCUUUUUGUUUCAUUGUCUUUUUGUUUCGAUGUCUUUUUUUUCGAUGUCUUUUUGUUUCGAUGUCUUUUUGUUUCGAUGUCUUUUUGUUUCGAUGUCUUUUUGUUUCGAUGUCAUUUUGUUUCGAUGUCUUUUUGUUUCGAUGUCUUUUUGUUUCGAUGUCUUUUUGUUUCGAUGUCUUUUUGUUUUAUUGUCUUUUUGUUUCAUUGUCUUUUUGUUUCGAUGUCUUUUUUUUCGAUGUCUUUUUGUUUCGAUGUCUUUUUGUUUUAUUGUCUUUUUGUUUCAUUGUCUUUUUGUUUCGAUGUCUUUUUGUUUCGAUGUCUUUUUGUUUCGAUGUCUUUUUGUUUCGAUGUCUUUUUGUUUCGAUGUCUUUUUGUUUCGAUGUCUUUUUGAAAUGAAAUAAAGUUGUUGUUUUUUCUGUAGUAUAUUUUAGAAGUGUUUGUAGUAUAUAAAACAUUUCAUUGUGUUGUUGUGACGUUUAUGUGUUUCUGUUCAUGUUACCGUCACAAAAGUGAUACAAGACACAGACAACAAAGACAUACAGACACACACACACACAAACUUUUGUUCCUCAGACAAUUAAAUAUAAUUCUUUAAUUCUAAAACUUUUCGCUUGUAAAUUAUGAGUGAGUCUGGUGUAAAUGUACAUUUUGGUUUUCUAUAGUUAUAAAAUUGUGUUAGAUGUAAUGCAAUUUGUAAGACAAAUGGAUAAUAUGGAUAAUAAAGAUUUUUAUCAUUUGGUAA